CAUGUCAGACGAUGCUACACGUCAAAAGUGCAUCUGUGGCCUGUUGCACAGGAAGAGAAGGAGGUGCGACAGGAAGGAUAGAAAGAGAGGGAAAGAAAAAGACAGACGGUGCGUGACAGACACUCAAACAGAAAGUGCCGAACGGAGGAUGAAGAUGAGGUCUGUGAGAAGUAGGGUAGAGACGAGCAGAGGUUAGUGAAACUCAAAAACACCUGCUGCUUCUGCCGUGUGUUUAGAGCCGCCAAAUCUGAAGAACAACACGACCAGCGACGUCAACAGGGAAUGGAUCCUACCGAAUCACACUGAUGGUCUCAUAACACACACACACAAACUCGGACACGCUUUCCUUUUAGCGCUCUGCUGGGAUGGCUAGACAUGACCAUAUCCCAUGGGAGGAAUACUGCUACCUGGAUCUGAAGUCCAAUGCUCAAAAACAAGAGACUAGCAAAAGGAUGGAAGAUCCCGGGUGGUUACGCAGACACCAGGCUUUGUUGCAAAGGUUCUUAUCCACCUCCAUCUUGGUAAAUGUGGUGCAUCACAUGAGAAAAGCAGACCUGCUCAAUACACAGGAGGUGGGGCUUAUCCAGGAAAUGGGGGCUUUGAAGGAUAAAGUGCAUUUAUUGGUUGAGUUCCUGUCCGUCACUGAUCCACAUGGCGCCGCCCUUCAGACUUAUCUUCAAAGUUCACACCAGACUGAGUACAACCUUAUAACUGUACAUGACUCUGUGGUUCGACCACAUAAAGACGCUCUACUUCAGCGUCUCAAAGAAGAUGAAAAAACUCAAGCCGGUGGAAGCUCACACGGUUCCUCUUUCCUCCUUAUUGAGUGCGUAUCUGAUCUUCAGCAGCGAGAACACGACCUCGUGCAGGUGUCAGUCAACAGAGGGGCGGGGCCUCUUCACGGUCGAGCGCUGGGAUUGGACAAGCUGAUCGUGCCUUUGACGAGGGUCAGCACCGCCCCACGUGUGACGCUGACCGUGGGCGUGGCUGGCAGCGGGAAGACCCGAAUGGUCCACCGUUUCGUCCAACUUUGGAGCAGCGGUCACAUCUAUCCAGAGCUGAGUCUUGCGAUCCCCAUUGCAUGCUGGGAAUUGAGCAGUUUCGAUCGGUUAUCGGUCGAGCGCUUGCUACGGUUGUUCGUUCCGUAUGAUAACAUGGAUGUAAUUACUUUUAAUGAGUCCUGCAAAAUAUUACUAAUUUUGGAUGGAUUGGAAGAGUUUCGCCAAUCGUUGGAUUUCGCAGAUGCCCCGCCCACUAGCGACCCUCGUCGCGAAAUUCCAGUAUCGGACCUUAUUGCGAAUAUUGUACGAGGUAAUCUGUUGCCAUGGGCAACGCUGUGGCUUUUGUCAAGGCCUGGCGUUGGGGCAAAAGUUCCGGCGGGAUUGGUCGAUCGUGUGACCGAAGCCCCGCCUUUUUCGCGAACGCAAAUAAAGAAUUAUAUUGACCAUUGUGUAACGAACAAGUUAGAUGUGUACUCUAUAUCACACGAGAGCUCAUCGUCUCAAACGUACACACCUGAGGAUGUCUCCUCUCAAGUGUGGACUUACCUGAAUUCUCAGAAACCGUUGCUCAUUUUGUCUUCCGUCCCUGCGGUCUGCCACAUUAUCGUGACCACAUUAUCGCGCCUUAUAAAGUUGGAUUCAGAUUCCACGCCCCUUCCUCGGACUCUUACAGAAGUCUAUGCCCACUACUGUUGGCCACACCUCUCUGGAUCUGACCCGGCCAGUGGCGGCAUCAGGAAGCCGCUGAGCUCUCUGGGUCGUCUUGCGUUUUAUAGCCUUUUACGGCGACGGUAUACAUUCAGCGAGAACGAAUUGCGAACUUACGGUGUUGACGUACCUCCUCAGGUUGGGACACUCGGCCACCGCAUCCUCCAGCGCAAGCAAAGCUGGUCGUACGAUAGCGUGGUGUGGCAGUUCACGCACACGUCUGUGCAGGAAUUCCUGGGAGCUCUUUUUUACUACAUUUCAUCAAGGCGUGGGAUGUUUGAUCUGUUCUCGGAAAGUAGUGUCUCCUGGCCCCGCAUUGGCUUCCACAGUCACUACCGUGCAGCGCUGCAGAAAACCAACCAAUCGGACGCCGCAGCGCAAGGCAACCUCGACCUCUUCAUGCGCUUCUUGUCAGGGCUGAUGUCUCCGGCGGUCACCGCUUUGCUAGGUGGUCCUCUGGGCGUUUCCCGCGAGGAGCAGGUGACCCAGCGCACCACGGCGACAAAUUUACUUCAGAGUACCGUGACGGGGACAGGAGGUGACGCCGUAAGUAUGCGCAGCGUCACAAUAGUCACGUGUCUGGCGGAGCUGCAACAAGGGGAGUGGCUACGGUCAGUCGAGGAAGAUCUCAUUAACUGCGGCCUGCGGGGAAAGCUGAAGGGUGGAGUUUGCUCUGUGCUAGCUUACUUGUUGCAAGUAUCGGAUGCAUGUACAGAAGAAACGCAACUGUCUAAUUGCCUAGACUCCUCCUCCCUAAAGAGGCUCCUCCCACAGCUGCUGUACUGCAGUAAUCUGAGAAUGGAAAACAAUGAAUUUAAGGAAGGUGCCAUGGAGCUGUUGGGAAGUCUGUUGAGUGCCAAAGAGUGCCAUAUUCAGAUGCUCAGUCUGGCAGACAACUCAAUCAGCAGUAAAGGAGUUAAUCCACUCAGUCGGGCUCUACUCGUCAACCGAACCCUCACGACCCUAGACCUCCGUGGAAACAACAUCGGCGCCAAGGGAGCGAAGACCUUGAGCGAGGCUCUCAAAAUGAAUCAGGUCCUCGUGUCAGUCAAUUUGCAGAGUAACCACAUAGAGGAUGACGGUGCUCGUGUGCUGGCGGACGUUCUUCAGUCAAACCGAAAGCUCACCACACUGAAUCUUCAGAAGAACGGCAUUGGAGCAGAAGGAGUGAAAAAAAUCGCAGAGGCCCUCACAAAGAAUCAAACGCUACAGGAUCUCAAUGUGUCCGGCAAUCAUCUGGGUGAUUUGGGAACCGUGGCUCUGGCUCAAGCACUUAUGGUCAACCACGUUCUCCACACGCUCAGUCUUCAGAGUAACUCUGUGAGUGACAGAGGCAUUAGAGCGCUCUCACACGCUCUUCAGUCAAACCGAGGACUCAGCUGUCUGAAUCUAAGGGAGAAUUCAAUAGGAGUGUCUGGUGCCAAAGACAUCGCCAAAGCCUUAAAAGUCAACACGUGUCUUAGAGAACUCGAUCUGACUGCUAAUCUUCUUCAUGAUGAGGGUGUGACGGCCAUCGCUGAAGCCAUGAGGGUCAACCGAUCGAUCACGUCCUUACACCUCCAGUGGAACUUCAUGAAGGCUGGAGCAGCUAAAGCUUUAGCUCAGUCUCUCAUGAGCAACACCUGCGUUCAGCUUCUGGAUCUGCAGGAGAACGCUCUUGGUGAUAAUGGUGUCAUUGCUCUGGCCUGUGCUCUGAGGACAAACUCUUCUCUCGGUGUGCUCUAUCUUCAGGGUGUAUCAGCAGGUAAAUUAGGAGCCGUUGCACUAGCCAAUGCUCUGGUCAUCAAUGAAACCCUUCAUACACUAGAUCUGCGUGGAAACUCCAUCGGGAUGGAAGGAGCGAAGGCGUUUUCCAGCGCUCUAAAGAACAACAGGGGUUUGAGAAGUCUGAAUCUACAGGAGAACUCUCUGGGGAUGGACGGAGCGAUCUUCAUCGCGACUGCACUGAGAGGAAACCAUCAGCUCACCUACAUCAAUCUCCAGGGUAACGGCAUCGGGGAGUCGGGGGCAAAGGUCGUGUCAGACGCCAUCAAAGCCGGUGCACCAGAUUGUGUGGUGGAUAUCUAGUUCAAAAAACGUCUAUUUAGAGUCUUAUGCAUGAUGUAAAUAUCAUUAAAGUUGUGUAUUAAUAAAUGUUUAUUUUAUAAAACAGAACUGACAAUAACAAAAUAACAAUUUAGUUGAAAUGAAUACAAAUAACUGAGAAUUUGAACAGGCAAUUGAACAGGCAGCUACACUUGAAUACAAACAAGAAGAUAUUAAAUUUUGGGGAAAUUACAUUUAGGUAUUUACAUUGUAGUACAUUGUCACGUUCAGUUUGAUGCAGCAGGUUACAUAGGAAUUGGUUCUUGAAAAGUUUAAAGGAGACCAACUGAGCGAUUUACAAGCGACUGCAUGAUCAAGUUACAUGUUAAAAGUCAUUGUCGCUCUCCUCGAGGAUUUGUGGGUGUAGUGAUCGCUUUGACCGUCCGGCUUUGGCAGAGGAUCCCUCCAGACUGUCAUUGUCUUCGUCCAGAUCCUCGUUUUCCUCCUCAUCUUCCUCACCAUCUUCAUCAUCAUCGUCUACGUCAAUCUCACUGUUCUCUGACUGCAAACCAAAGCACAUUGUGAAUUACAUAACAGAACACACACACAGCAGUCAGUGGAUGGUGGUGAUUGGAACGAGGCUCAAUUAAUACUCCUUAUUCAGAUUUAUUAGAACGAGUAAUUAUGAGAACGCCCAGGAGUUCACGCUCGCACUCAAACACGCCAGCUAAAACAAAACUAAAAUAAAUUGAAAGCUAUCUCAUAAAAUAUAAAUAUUAAAUGAAAAACAUACACUUUGACCAAGUUCAGUUAGUUAGUCUAAACUUGAAAGAGAACCUAAAUUACUCAAACUGAUAUAUAUUUGUACUUUUUUAAAUCUAUAUUUAACAAAAAUAUAAAGUGGUGAAUUGUUUUUUGUUUUUUUUGUGUGCAAACGCAGCAAACUUACUUUAUUAAAUUAAGUUUAAACCACUGGAGUCAAUGGAUUACUAUCGCUCUGGGGUUGUGUGGCUGUCAAUGGAGGGACAGAAAGUCUUACGCGUUUGGACCGACAUGACAGAAUUUUUAUUUUUGGCUGAACUAACCCUUGAAUACUAUAUAAAUAACACUGGCGCAAACACACACACACACACGCCACCUUUCUCCUCUUUUGCUUCCGGCCGCUGCCGGACAGACGAGCUCGUUCCUUUACUCUGGGCUUGAAGAACGAGUGCAGAGGAAGAAAAAGAGAGAUGGAGUGAAAACGGAGUGAAUGAAAUGAGAGCUGGUGGCAUAUACAGUGUGGAGAGCAUGAAGGAAAAACAGGGAAAUGUGAA
Molecule: messenger RNA, 5050 nt
Organism: Pimephales promelas (fathead minnow)
Lineage: Eukaryota; Metazoa; Chordata; Actinopteri; Cypriniformes; Leuciscidae
Gene: nlrc3
Product: NLR family, CARD domain containing 3
Molecular function (GO): protein binding
Source: RefSeq, a predicted model, not a curated record